This is a messenger RNA of Homarus americanus (American lobster), 1169 nucleotides long. RefSeq lists its product as uncharacterized. The coding region runs from base 75 to 1091 and encodes 338 amino acids. Lineage: Eukaryota; Metazoa; Arthropoda; Malacostraca; Decapoda; Nephropidae. The transcript is spliced from 2 exons. The record is from RefSeq and is a predicted model, not a curated record.
AGAUAGCUGGAGUAUAACAUCAGUACCGAACCAUCUUCCUAACACAUACGACUCUUGUAAGAACACGUGUUAUCAUGGCUGUCUUAUCGUUACGAGAAAAUGCAAGAAUUAUCCUAACCUAUCAGCUAAUAAGGAUUAUACUGAUCAUAGGACAUUUGAAAGGAUAUCUCGGGGAAUCCUGUUUGCCUCUCUUCCCUACGGACCAUCAUGAGGUUCCUGAAGGACUCCCAACUAUCCUACAAUUUGAGCCGAGUAGAACAUCCUUAUGGAAAUCCUACUUUGAAAUUGUGAAUGAAAAUGACCUCACCUUAGCCUGUCUUGAAAUUACUGGCUGUGAAAAUAACACCAUCCUCAACUCCUCAUCUGAACCCUGUGAGAAUAACACCGCCUGGGAAAACACCGUCUACUGGCCACCAUUCCUCCGUGAUAAUAACAAUUGGUUCAACUUUUACUCAAUGUUUAUAUCAGCUCAAGAUAACGUCAUUUCACUUGACAUUAAUCAGAGACCAGAUUACGACAUGUUCCAAGAGGUCAGGUCACCAGCUAGGGGCAUCAGACGUGUAAAUAUGACCCAUAGUGGACCUAAGAUUACAUUCACAGAGGUCAGGUCACAGGGUCAGUGUCUCGUUAUGACCCAUUGUAAGGGAUCUGAUUGGGUGUUUCUAAGUGUAGGUCCAUUAGAUGAAGUGGACUUGGUUCCUAUAACUAAUAAUCCAAUUAAGAUCAAAGUGGCUUUAUCGAACUGCUUCCCGGAUUAUCAUAUUGGCCUUUAUAACUCCACUAUAUCCCAAAAUAACCUAAAAUUCCCUCCAAAUAUUCAACUUCGACUCAAAUACACACGAAUGACAAGGUAUCACACUCUCUCUGCCAGUGUAGGCGAACACCUGACUCUCUUCUCCAGCACUGUCGAACACCAUGGGAGAGACUGUUCAAGUAACUGGUUUCUACUAGGGGUUAAAGAUGCCGAGGUGAUAACUAACUGUUAUGGUAUUUCUAACAGUCUUCCAGUUAGCAGUCAGUUACCUUCCAGUGCUCGUUCGAUUGGUCCAGUUAUGUGUGUGGUGGUGAUGAUGAUGGUGGUGGUGGUGUAGUAAUAGUGGUGGUGAUGAUUCUGGUGUAGUAAUAGUGGUGGUGAUAAUGUCCAAUGCCCACUUUUUAAUUAUCUUAAU